Molecule: messenger RNA, 513 nt
Organism: Caenorhabditis angaria
Lineage: Eukaryota; Metazoa; Nematoda; Chromadorea; Rhabditida; Rhabditidae
Source: the annotation of a GenBank genome assembly
AUGUUGGCCUAUCUUUUUGUCGCGCUGAUGUUUGUGGCACAAUUUUCGAAAUUUGCCCAAUCUUCACAAGAUUUUCAAAUUGACGGAACUUGGCCAAACGAGGGAAUUCAAGAUUUUUCAGAGGAUCACGAAUUGAUUCGAGCUUUGCGUGAGUUUUUUAUUUUUUAAAUCCGAGUAUUUUUUAUGUGCAAUUUUUUCAUGAAAAAUAUUGAUUUUUGGAGCCAAACUUUGAGCUACGGUAACUCUAAAAAAAUUCAAAGUUCAAGAUUGAUGUAUCUUAUUUAAAAACUAGAUUUUUUUAAACUAGAAAAAACUACAGUAACCCAAAUUUUUUAGGUUAAAAAUUUCUAAUUUUCAAAUAAAGAUUACAGCAUUUCUGUAAUUUGUCUCCAAUUUUUCAAAAAUCCCCUUAUUUUCAAAAAAAAAAUUUAAUUUUCAAUUUCAGGCUCUUCUUUGGACAAACCAGCCAAAGGUCGAUAUUUUCCAUAUUACAAAGGAUUGGGCCGAAAGUGA